This is a messenger RNA of Closterium sp. Yama58-4, 2112 nucleotides long. The record is from the annotation of a GenBank genome assembly. NCBI's taxonomy places the organism in Eukaryota, Viridiplantae, Streptophyta, Zygnematophyceae, Desmidiales, Closteriaceae.
AUGAUCACCCGGGAAUUGGGCUCAUCAGAGCAUCUCUGGGCACGCGCCAUUGAGCGAUUGCAGGUGAAGCAGGCACGAGUGGAGAGGGCGGCUGCAAAGAAGGCUGCUAAGGCUGCUAAAGCAGGCAAGGGGAGCAAGGCGGGUGCAGCAGGGACAAGCACAGAGGCUGGGAAAGGGUCAGGGAAAGAGUCAGGGAAGGCUUCUAAGGCUGCAAACGAGUGCAAGGGGAGCAAGGCGGGUGCAGCAGAAACAAGCACAAAGGAUCAGAAAACGGCAGGGAAAGAUGCGAAGGAAGGUACUGGGAAGGACGAGAAGGGAGAGGAGGGAAAGCGGAGAAGCAAGGCAAGCAAGGAGGUGAUGGGAGAGACGAAGCUGCAGGAGGAGGUGGGGGAGGAGACGAUGGGUGCUGAUGCAGCAGGAAAAGGAGAGAAGAAGGUGAGAGUAAAAAGGGGCAAGAAGGAAGAGGAGGUUUCUGUAGAAGGGAGGAAAAGAGUGAGCAAGGCAAGCGGGGAGGUGAAGGGAGAGACGAUGCUGCAGGAGGAGUUGGAAGGGGAAGGGAUGGGGGCUGGUGAAGCGGGGAAAGGAGAGAAGGCGGUGAGAGCAACAAAGAGCAAGGAGGAGGAGUCUUUUUUUGAGGCGCCUCAAAAGCAGGUUGAGGUGAAAGGGGGAGGGAUGGGAGCUGGUGAAGUGGGGAAUGGAGGGAAGGCGGUGAGGGUGAGAAAGAGCAAGAAGGAGGAAGGGGAGGAGAUGAGGGAGGUAGCAGGGGAAGCUAGCAUAGUGGAGGGGGAAGAAUCUGGUCAAGAAGUAAUCAAGGUGAAAAGGCCUAGAAAGCAAGAAAGCAAGGCAGUUGGGAGGAGCAUGGUGAAGACAGUUUUGGAGGCUGGAGAGGAGGGUGGGAAGGAGGGAAAAGCGGCUGGGGAAGGAGGGGAGGGGGAUCAGGAGAGAGGGGAUACCAGGAGGGGGGAAAAGGCGAAGGGGGAGACGGCUCAAGAGCACGAGCAGCUGAGCAUAUUUGAAGCAACAAGGCUGGUCUGGAACUAUGUGAAAGCCCACAACCUCAAGACGGGAAAACACACAGCAGCCUUUGACGACAAGCUGAGGGCUCUCUUUGGGGUUGACGGGGCUAAUUCCUCGAGAGUGCCGGGGCUGCUGCUCCCGCACAUGCAGGAAGUUAGAGAAGCGGGGAAGGAAGCUUCUCAAGUGGGGGGGGAAGCUGCGCAAUUGGGGAAGGAAGCUUCUAAAGUGGGAACAGAAGCUGCUCAAGUGGGGAAAGAAGCUGCUCAAGUUGGGAAAGAAGCUUCUCAAGUGGUAGGAAAGGAAGCUGCUGUAUCAGGGAAACGGAGCAAGGAUGUGAAAGGAAACAGAGGAGCAAUGGAGCUUGCGCGUCUGAAGCAGCUUCCCAGAAGGCCGUCUGAGCAACUGAAGGAGAUCAUUGGGAAGGAGCACGAGCGGCUGAGCAUUCUCGAAGCAACGAGCCUCGUGUGGAGCUACGUCAAGGCCAACAGCCUUCAAGCGGGACCCAACACAGCAGCGUUUGACGACAAGCUGAGGGCUCUCUUUGGGGUUGACUCAGCUCAUUUCUUCGGGCUGCCGAAGCUGCUAUCGCAGCAUAUGGAGAUCGUUGAUAGUGAGGGGGACAGGUCUCAGCAGGAAGACGCAGGGCAUGACUCAGCAGGAAUAGGAGGAGCAGCAGCAACAAAAGCAGGAAGAGCAGCAGGAGCAGGAGCAGGGGCAGUGGGAGCAGCGGGAUCAGCGGGAGCAGCAGGAGCAGCGGGUGUAGGUCGAGCAGCAAAGCAAAAAGGAGCAACUGUGAAGGCCGUGGCGAGAGGUGGUGGAAACGAGGCAGGUAUUAGCUCAGGGAAAGAGGAAUCUGGAGCCAAACAACCGUCCCCAAUGCUCAAGGAAUUUCUGGGGUUCGAGAAUGACAGCAUAACUCUCAAAGAGGCGGGUCAGCAAGUGUGGCAGCGGAUCAAGGAGCAGGGGAAGAAGGUGGAAGUGGGAGGAGGGCGGCUGGCUCGAUUUAGAGUGGAUGGAGAAUUGCAACAGCUCCUAGGUGUAGAGGAGGUAACAUCCUUAGGAUUAUACAACCUACUCAAAAAGCACUUGAAAUAG